Botrytis cinerea B05.10 is the source of this 1885-nucleotide messenger RNA. RefSeq lists its product as hypothetical. Bases 299 to 1459 code for a protein of 386 amino acids. Lineage: Eukaryota; Fungi; Ascomycota; Leotiomycetes; Helotiales; Sclerotiniaceae. The transcript is spliced from 2 exons. The record is from RefSeq and is a predicted model, not a curated record.
GACAUUGUUAUCCACGGAGUUGUAUGAUCUUAACAAACUUGCUCAUCUGUCAACGAGUAGUUCUCCUGUUGAUUUUGGCAAGGUGAUAAAGGAGACAGGGAAGAAAAUGCUUCCAAUUUCUGAUUUAUCACAUUCCUAUCCUUCGUCUAGCGCGCUCACGCGAGACGCGUUAAGUUAUUACUUUUCUUUUGUUAUAGAUAUAUUCAUAUCUUCUUUCGAUUCCUUCUGUCUUUUGUAAUCGUUGUUGUUUCCACUGCAUGUUACUUUUAUUGUAUAUCAAAUCUUUACAGUUGUAGACAUGACGUCCAGUCGAUCAAAGGCCGCUGCACCUGAGCCCUCAAAGAGACGAAAGGUUCGGCUCAAUACGCCCAGUACCAAAAGUAUUACAGAGUUAUUGCGGAACUUCAAGCCUUCACAAUUACGGAAAGUCAUUGACAAGGCAUUGAAUAAUGGCAAUGUUACCAAAUGCAUACGAGAUAUCCAUGCUCAAUCAUCACGAAAACUGCCGACUGAAAACCAUUCCGAGCCGCUGGUUGCGGGCCAAGUACGAAUUUAUGAUGAUUUAGUUGAGAGUAUUGAGAAAUCCCCAAUGAAAUUGAGGCAGUGUGCUCCCGUCUCAGCAUCAAAGGACCUAUCUGCGACUGUCAUUAAUGGCAAACUACCCACGCCGAGAAGUUCCCGGGAACCUAAAGAGAUACCGAUGACACCCGAGCCUUGGAUGACACCCGAGCCACAUCACAAUGCUCAACCAUCUCCUCUUCUAGAAGCCAAACAAUAUAUCCCUCCACCAAUUCAAUUCACAACAUGUAACUGUCGAUCUGGAUGCCUUUCCACCCGCUGCAAAUGUUUCAAAUCCGGACGUGGCUGCUCACCCUCUCCGUCCUCUGGCUGCAAAUGUGAUUCUUGCGCCAAUAUGCUCAACGACCUAACUGUCUUUUUCGGAUCCUCAAAAUUCUCUGAUUCUUCUAUCACAGCCAGUCCCGACUUUCUAAAGUGGAUUAGAAAAGAGUCGAGAAAUGGAAGAUUCGAUUUAAUUCAUCCGGAUACAAUCGAAGACUUAAGGAGCAUGUUGAUGGGUGUAGAAUAUGGCGAUAUGACAUCUCCACCCCAAUUUCCCGCUUUUUCGGGAAAACUCAGAGGCAUCAGAAGAGCAUGGAUGAGGCCUGAUAUUACGGAUGAAGAGAAAGAAGAUGUGAAGAGAGAGUUGUUUAAGGAAGCUUUUGGGGUCGCAGGACCAAAAGAUACGAAGAAUGAUUAUUGGUGUUUUUGUAAGAAUGAAUGGAAACAGACUCUUUUGUGGGAGUAUUGUUUGAAAUGUGAUGAGUGUAGAGAUACGAGGGAGUGGCAUUGUAGCAAAUGUGAAAAUAGAAAUAUUGGGAAGGAAUGUGAGUGUCAGAAGGGUGCUAACCAAAUCGGACUACAUCAGGAAGCUACUUGCGCCGUCAUUAUUCCUCGAUAAUACAUGGAAAUGGGUUGGAGAGGGGACAUGGCUUCAGGAAACUAGAUGACUAGAAACAGAAUGGGGUUAAUUGCUACAGCUGGGAUCUGCAAGUAAACGGCUUUGAGGAUGUGGAGAUUUUGCUUGUCAUUCUGUUAUUUAGAGCCAGAGUUGGCAGCAAAUAGACUGUCGGUGGGUCUUUUGAAGAUAUAGAAGUUCAGGUUGUUGGUAGUGAUGGAGAGCCAGAAGAGGUGGUUAUAUUAGCAAUGUAUUAUUAUACAGACGUUGGAUGAACACAAUCAUCGUUUGUAUCCGUCACAUGCCGUGAGAUGUGUAUAUCCCAAUCCUUUCUCUUCAUAUAAAAGAAGUAUAGAUUCUUAAAGCUAUACCCAUGCCAAACACACUCCAUCCAUUUUCACAACGCCUGAAAUUCCGUAGACAAAAUCA